AUCGUAGUAUUAGUCGAUGGUGCCCUUCCCUUUUGUUGAGUUGAGUCGAUUGAUUGGAGGGUGUUCAGUUCGUCAGUAUACAACACUAGUUUCAAAAUCCAAUCCAACCAAAUCCACAAUCCACUCAAAUUCUAGCACGACAAAAUAACCCCUACUUUCAUCCCCCAAAAAUUAAUAAUUAUUAUGACUACUUAUGAUUUUACUUCAUUUUCUCCUUUAGUUUUAGUGAUUAUUUAGAAAUCCAACAAAUAAACUAAAAGCCACGUACAGUGAAAAGAAAAAUGUAUUGUAAAAUAUUUUUUAUAAAUCUAUCUCGAUACCAAAUCAUCAAAGUGGUCUCAAAAAAACCAAAAUUAUAGACAAUAACUGAAGCAGAAUGAUCUGAUUUUCAUUAUUACAUACUCUCUUCAUGGUGAACAUGGACACUACCGUUGAAAAUUGGGAUCCAGCUCUGACGCGGCUCUUGGCCUCCCUGAGAGAGAUUCAACCCAAAGACAACCCUGGAGAAGACAUUGUGUUCCUGAGUGAACUGCUGCAAUCCAAACAGCUCAAUGCCUUGGUCCAUGUUCACAAUAAGAUUGUGGCAAAAGGGAAGGAUGAGAAGUUCUACCCGCUGCUGUCCAACGCCAUGCAAGUGACCCUAGAGGUGCUGGAGCUGCUGGCAGACGUCUCCUCGGUGGCCGCUGAAUACCAAGAACUCUUGAGUAUACUGCAGAAGCCACAUUUUCAGGCAAUACUAUGUUGUCAUGAUGCAAUUGCUCAAAAAGAUUACUACCCACAUCUACCAGACGUGCCUAGUGAUGCGGAUGAAGAAGAAGAAACUGUUAAAAUUGUUCAGCUUGUGAAGAGUGAUGAGCCCUUGGGUGGAGCUCAGAGUGCCGAACCAAUUGUGGGCGCGACGAUCAAGACGGACGAGGAGACGGGCAAGAUCGUGAUCGCGAGGGUCAUGCACGGCGGUGCCGCCGACCGCUCGGGGCUGAUCCACGCCGGCGACGAGGUCAUCGAGGUCAACGGCAUCAGCGUCGAGAGCAAGACGCCGGCUGACGUGCUGCAGAUCCUGCAAAACUCAGAGGGCACCAUCACAUUCAAACUAGUCCCCACAUACGGAAAAGGCGGUUCGCGCGAGAGCAAAGUGCGAGUUCGCGCUCUCUUCGACUACGACUCGGCUGAAGACCCGUACAUCCCGUGUAAAGAGGCAGGUCUAGACUUCAAACGCGGUGAUGUGCUCCACAUAGUGUCCCAAGAUGACGCGUACUGGUGGCAGGCGAGGAAGGAAGGGGAUAAGAUCAUGAGGGCCGGGCUGAUCCCGUCGCGGGCGCUACAGGAAGGAAGGAUCAUUCAUGAGCGCCAAGCCGACCCGCAGACUUUGGAUGGAGCUAAGCCGGGCAUGUGCGGCCCGUCAGCCGGCGACUGCGCCGCGCCCACGCCUUGCGCCGCGCCGCCGCUGCUGCCGUGCAAGACCGCGCCCAAGGUCAAGAAGAUCAUCUAUGAUAUUACCGAAAACGACGACUUCGACCGCGAGCUGAUCCCCACAUACGAGGAGGUGGCGCGCUUGUACCCGCGCUCGGGGCGCUGCCGCCCGCUGGUGUUAGCCGGGGCGCCGGGCGUGGGCAGGGACGAGCUGCGGCGCCGCCUGCUGGCCAGUGCCCCGGACAAGUUCGUGACCCCGCCGCCCCACACGUCCCGGCCGCAAAAGGCUCACGAGCUGAACGGCAAGGAGUACAUCUUCGUGUCCAGAGAACAGAUGGAGAAGGACAUCGCUGACGGCAAGUUCAUCGAACAUGGAGAAUACAAGGGCAACCUGUACGGGACCACGGCAGAAAGUGUUGAAGAGAUUGUUAACUCAGGUUGCGUAUGCGUGCUAGCGCCGCACUGGCAGGCGCUCAAGAUGCUGCGCACGCCGCGCCUGCGCCCGUACGUCGUGUUCGUGAAGCCGCCGCCGCUGCCCCGUCUCGUGGAGACCAGGACUAACGCACACGCACGCUCGUCAUUCGAUAGUGAGAACUCGAGGGGGUUCACUGAGGAAGAAUUCUCCGAGAUCAUCCGCUCAUCCAACCGCAUAUCCUACCACUACGGCUACAUGUUCGACGAGGAGAUAGUCAACGAGGACCUGGCCACGUCCCUGACGCAGCUGCUGAGAGCCUCGUGGCGGGUGCAGUCGGAGCCGCUGUGGGUGCCCGUGUCUUGGGUGCAGUAAGUUUGAUGAGUCAUC
This is a messenger RNA of Plutella xylostella (diamondback moth), 2212 nucleotides long. RefSeq names its product membrane palmitoylated protein 7-like protein metro (gene metro). The record is from RefSeq and is a predicted model, not a curated record. Gene Ontology annotation, molecular function: protein binding. Lineage: Eukaryota; Metazoa; Arthropoda; Insecta; Lepidoptera; Plutellidae.